AUGUCGGAACGAAAAUCCAUCAACAAAUACUACCCACCAGACUUCGAUCCUUCCAAAGUUCCAAAGAAAAAGAAGUCUGGUGGAGGUAUAGCAACUAUAAAAGUCCGUCUAGAAACCCCCUACUCGAUGCGGUGUACACGGUGCAACGAAUACAUAUCCAAAGCUCGCAAAUUCAAUGCCAAGAAAGAAUACACCAAAGAGAUGUACUUGAAGACCAAGAUUUAUCGCUUCCACAUUACAUGUCCUCGGUGCAACAACAACAUUACAUUUAAGACAAGCCCACAAACUGCCGGAUUUGUGCCUGAACUAGGUGCGGUUCGAAAUUAUCAGCCCAAAGUUGUAGUUGGAACCGAAGCCCCAGAGACGGAAGACGAAAUUUUGGAACGACUUGAAAGAGAGGAGAAAGAGAACAAAUCGUUUAAGGAACAGCGAGAGAAGAGGAAACGAGAUCCUUUUUGGCAAAAAAAUGCCAACUUGAAAAACGGCGAUGGAGACCUAAUGGACAACUUGGAGAAAAAGUUGCGAGAACAGCAACGUCAGCAAGAACUUAGUGAGGAAUUGGAAGCUUUGCAAGCUCGCAAAAAAGAGCUUCAGGAGAAUGGUGGAACUAACGAAAUCAUAGACGCAACUAAAGAACGUCUUGAAAGUGAGUUACAAGAACUGCGAGAUAGACUAGCGAAAGCCGAAAAUGAUGAAGAUGAUGCUAUAGCUCAGCAAGCAUUUAAGCGAUUCAAAGCAGCCCCAAAAAAAAUUGACGAAAAAACCGAGGUUUCACCGGUCCAUAAAAUUUCAAAAGUAACACCUUUCAAGCAAACGAUUACACUCAAGAGAAACACAACGACGCCGAGUGGUUCAAACAAUACCCCAAAACCUGCGCUCGGUGGUUAUUCUUCGGAGUCCGACUAA
This is a messenger RNA of Meyerozyma guilliermondii ATCC 6260, 906 nucleotides long. Its product is annotated as mRNA splicing protein. The record is from RefSeq and is a predicted model, not a curated record. Gene Ontology annotation, biological process: mRNA splicing, via spliceosome. The coding region runs from base 1 to 906 and encodes 301 amino acids. Gene Ontology annotation, cellular component: U2-type catalytic step 1 spliceosome. Lineage: Eukaryota; Fungi; Ascomycota; Pichiomycetes; Serinales; Debaryomycetaceae. The transcript has a single exon.